UUAAUGGAUUGGCUUCCAUUCCUUCCUUGCCUCACCUUCGAUUCCACCUCCGCAUCUAAAAGCAUCCUCAACCAACUACAAUCCCACGACCUCCAGAAACUCGCGCACCCUUUAAUCCCCAAACUCCAAACCUACCAUGGGAGGCUGUGCGAGCAAACCUAAGGAGUUCGACGGCCCUGCCGACGCUCCUAUAAGCUCUGACACCACUGCUCAGAGCAGCACUAACGGAGGUGAGAGUCAGAUUGAGAAACCUGCGGUAGAUGGUUCUGAACCGGAAAAGAAGGCUCAAAUGGCUGUUUCUGCAGAAACAGACGCUGGUAAGAGCGUGAAACCAGCGGAGGAUGACGCUAAAGCCGACGACAAGAAUGCUGAAGAUAAGGUGGAGGCUACCCCAAAACAGGAGGCUGAAGAGCCUGAGCAUAAAUCAAAUGAUGCCCCAAGCAAGGAAGAAGUUAAAAGUGAGGCCCCUCUUGCCUUGCUUUGAUCAUGGAUCAACAAUUCAAGCCUAGUGGGUUUGAUCACGUUUCCAUAAUUAGAAAGGCUUGAAUUUUAUGUUAUAGUAAUAUUUAUCACUUUCAUCAGAUCAGCUUUAUAUUUAUUUGUGGUAAUUAAUAAAUUAUUAUAUCCCUAUUAGAACAA
Molecule: messenger RNA, 639 nt
Organism: Gossypium arboreum
Lineage: Eukaryota; Viridiplantae; Streptophyta; Magnoliopsida; Malvales; Malvaceae
Exons: 2
Coding region: 137-484 (115 amino acids)
Source: RefSeq, a predicted model, not a curated record